UUUAUUUAUGUUUUAUACACAGUUUUAAAAAUAAUUUUUAAAGUUAUAGGUUAUAUUAUAUUAGUACCUUCUUCAGUUCGUUUUUCCAUUUUAAGGUACAUUUAACUAGUAUGCCUAGUGUUCAUGGUACUUUUGUAUCUGAAAAGAUAAAUAAAAUUCGAUGGAGACCAGAUCAGUUUAAUAAUUCCCAUUUUUUCAUAACCGGAAGUGUAGACAAUGAUGAUAAUAAUAUCAAAUUAUGGGAUUUUUAUGAAAGCCAAGAGGAUGACGAUAUUUAUCCUUUGUUAGUCUCUUCCUUCCCAUACUGCGGUGAUGUAACUGAAGCUAAGUUUUUAAAUGCAGAUUACUUUGUAAGUUCGUCAACUUCGGGUUCAGCACAUUUAAUGAAAAUUGUUACAUCUACUGAGCAUGUUAUUUUAGAAAAUGAAAUAAUAUGGCAAAAUAUCCAUUUGUUUAAGAAUGGUGACAAUUCUCCAUGCACAGCAUUGGCAUUAUAUGAAAACGACAUUGCAACUGUUGGAGAAGAUGGUUGUAUUAAUUUAUUAACAGCUCAGUCUAAGCACGUUGUAAGAAAAAUAGAUGAUGCAGACAGCUGUUCUAUUCAUCGUGUAAUUUUUAUAAAGCACAAUGAAAUAUUAACAAGUAAUUUAAGAGGUCAAAUGAAAAUUUGGGAUCUCCGAUCCAAUAAUAAAGUACCUAAUAUUACCUUUAUGCUGAGUGGUGAUCAAGUUACUCCUACUUGUCUAGCUUAUCAUCCUACGCAGAGACACUUAAUAAUUGCAGGAGAUGAUUUGGGAGCUUUGACAACUUGGGAUUUGCGACAAAAUACUUAUCCUGUCAAUGUGUUAAAUGCUCAUGACGGAGUAAUUUCUGAAAUACAGUUUCAUCCCGAUCACCCAGAUCAGUUAUUUAGCUGUUCUACUGCAGGUGAACUUUGGCACUGGUCUACAAAAAUCAAAAAUAUAACAAUAGGCUUAGAAAACAUUGAUACAAAUGUGUGGUUGGCCCCAGACAACGUAAAAAAUAAACUGGAAGUUUUUACAUUAAUGCCUACAUUAGGAAAGCCAAUUAAUACCUUAGAUUUAAAUAGAAAUAAAGUUAUAUGUGGUUGUGACAAUGAAGCGGUUUAUUUAAUUAACAAUGUCACUUUAUAUUAGGUAUUUUUUACAAUUUUUAUA
Molecule: messenger RNA, 1178 nt
Organism: Anoplophora glabripennis (Asian longhorned beetle)
Lineage: Eukaryota; Metazoa; Arthropoda; Insecta; Coleoptera; Cerambycidae
Product: nucleoporin Nup43
Exons: 4
Coding region: 111-1157 (348 amino acids)
Cellular component (GO): nuclear pore outer ring
Molecular function (GO): protein binding
Source: RefSeq, a predicted model, not a curated record